Coprinopsis cinerea okayama7#130 is the source of this 1724-nucleotide messenger RNA. RefSeq names its product t-complex protein 1. Gene Ontology annotation, molecular function: ATP hydrolysis activity; ATP binding; ATP-dependent protein folding chaperone. Bases 1 to 1674 code for a protein of 557 amino acids. The record is from RefSeq and is a predicted model, not a curated record. The transcript has 6 exons. Gene Ontology annotation, biological process: protein folding. Gene Ontology annotation, cellular component: chaperonin-containing T-complex. Lineage: Eukaryota; Fungi; Basidiomycota; Agaricomycetes; Agaricales; Psathyrellaceae.
AUGCCAAUGCAACCGACUGUGGUCCUUCUGCGAGAAGGAACCGACACAUCGCAGGGAAACCCCCAAUUGCUCUCCAACAUUUCAGCAUGUCUUGCGAUCGCACAAACUCUUGCAACAACCCUGGGCCCUAGAGGAAUGGACAAGCUUAUUGUCAACGAACGUGGAGAAGCCCAGAUUACCAAUGACGGUGCAACUAUCCUGAAACUUCUCGAUAUCGUACAUCCUGCUGCGCGGACUCUGGUCGACAUCGCUCGCGCACAAGACGCUGAAGUCGGCGACGGAACCACUAGUGUCGUUUUAUUGGCUGCCCAAUUCUUGAAGGAGGUCCGGGGCUUCAUUGAGGAUGGCGUCAGCCCGCAUAUUAUCAUGAAGGGCUUCAGACAGGCAACAAAACUCGCGAUUGACAGAAUCAAAGAGCUGCAAGUCUCUGUCGACAAGUCCGACCCAGAGAAAUUCCGAUCCCUCCUCCUCAAAUGCGCCUCUACUUCUAUGUCAUCAAAGCUCAUCCACUCAGAAAAACCUUUCUUCUCCAACAUGGUUGUCGAGGCUAUCGAAUGCCUCGAUCCUGAUGAUCUCGACGAGUCGUUGAUUGGAGUAAAAAAGGUGCCCGGAGGUGGAAUGCAGGAUUCCCUCCUCAUCAAGGGUGUUUCUUUCAAGAAGACAUUCACCUACGCCGGUGCCGAACAGCAACCCAAGUACUUCCGCGAUCCUCUUAUCCUUUGCUUGAACGUCGAGCUCGAACUCAAAGCCGAGAAGGACAAUGCUGAAGUCAGAGUGGAGCACGUUUCCGACUACCAGGCAAUCGUUGAUGCGGAGUGGGAGAUCAUCUACCGCAAGUUGCAAGCAAUUGAGAAGACGGGAGCCAAGGUCGUCCUCAGCAAAUUGCCGAUUGGAGAUCUUGCUACCCAAUGGUUCGCGGACCGGGAUAUCUUCUGUGCUGGACGCGUCGCGGCAGGUGACCUCCGCAGGGUUGUUCAGGCGACUGGUGGUUCUAUUCAAUCCACUUGCUCGGAUAUCACCCGAGAGCAUCUGGGCACUUGCGGCGUCUUCGAGGAGCGACAGAUCGGAGGUGAAAGGUACAACAUUUUCGAGGGCUGCCCCAAAGCGAAGACCUGCACUUUGAUUUUGCGUGGUGGUGCGGAGCAGUUCAUUGAGGAAGUGGAGAGGAGUCUUCACGAUGCACUCAUGGUCGUGAAGCGUGCCAUCAAGAACGGGGAAGUAGUUGCGGGAGGUGGAGCUAUUGAAAUGGAACUUUCGGCUUACAUUCGCAAGCAUGCCCUCACGAUCCCCGGCAAGUUGCAAUUGAUCCUAGCCGCUUUUGCAAAGGCACUGGAGACCAUCCCCCGACAAAUUUGUGAUAAUGCCGGCCUCGAUUCGACUGAUAUCCUCAAUAAAUUGAGAAUGAAGCACGCGACCGAUGGCAAGUGGUUUGGUGUUGACGUGGAUGGCCCGUCCGGUAUUCGGGAUAACAUGGAGGCUUUCGUUUGGGAACCAAGUCUUGUCAAAAUCAAUGCCAUCAGCAGCGCUUCGGAGGCCGCCUGCUUGAUCCUGAGCGUGGAUGAGACAAUCAAAAGUCCCCAAAGCGAGGCGCCAAACGCGGGACCCAAGGCACCACCUGGCACCGCGCAGCGGGCCUUGAGAGGCAGGGGGCGAGGCAUGCCGGGUCGUCGAUAAAGCAAAGUGUACUAGAAGUUUCAGUAAAUCAUUCUAAUGCUAGAUUGGGU